AUGAUAUUUAUCAUGACGGAUGAGAAACAUAAGGAGUAUUUCGGGCUGUACUACUUUCAGUAUAUGAUAGUUGGCCUCUGUACGAUAUUAUUCCUUUAUUCAGAGAUAUCCUUAGUGCCUAGAGGCCAGAGCAUCCAAUUCAGUCUUGAUGACUCUAGCAUAUCAAAACGUUACGUGGCAAACGAACUUGUAGGCCCACUAGGUUGCUUAAUUUUGAGUGUUGGGUUGAGUAACAUGGUCAUCAUUUGGACCUGUAUGUUCGAGAAGGAUCUGCUAAAGAAAAAUAGAGUAACAUGGCUAAGAGAAAGACCAGACGGCAUCUCGAAGGAUUUUCACUUUAUGCACACUAGUUUAUUGUGUUUAAUGCUGAUAAUAAGCAUUAAUGCUGCGUUAACAGGCGCCUUAAAAUUGAUCAUCGGAAAUUUGAGACCAGAUUUUAUUGAAAGAUGUAUACCCGACCUUCAAAAGAUAAGUGAUUCUGAUUCUUCGUUGUUUGGGUUGGAUAUUUGUAAGCAAACUAACAAAUGGGUUCUCUAUGAAGGCUUGAAAAGCACACCGAGUGGGCAUUCAAGUUUUAUGGUAAGUACCAUGGGUUUUACGUAUCUUUGGCAAAAAGUGUUUACAACUCGCCAUACAAGAAGCUGUAUCUGGUGCCCUUUACUGGCUCUAGUGGUAAUGAUCUCAAGAGUCUUUGAUCAUAGACAUCAUUGGUACGAUGUUAUCUCGGGUGCUGCAUUAGCGUUUCUAGUGAUUUAUGGUUGUUGGAAAUGGACAUUUGGUAACGUGGGGAAAAGAGAAAUACUUCCUUCACCUAUAAGUGUUUAG
Messenger RNA from Saccharomyces mikatae IFO 1815, 825 nucleotides. It is a transcript of the gene LPP1, whose product is annotated as phosphatidate phosphatase LPP1. The record is from RefSeq and is a predicted model, not a curated record. Gene Ontology annotation, molecular function: phosphatidate phosphatase activity. The coding region runs from base 1 to 825 and encodes 274 amino acids. Gene Ontology annotation, biological process: phospholipid metabolic process. The transcript has a single exon. NCBI's taxonomy places the organism in Eukaryota, Fungi, Ascomycota, Saccharomycetes, Saccharomycetales, Saccharomycetaceae.